AUGUCAUCAACGUCGUCGCAACACUCAGGUAAAGAAGGUUCAACUCAUAAGCUGGAUGACCAGAAAAUCUCAAAGGUGCAUAUUCAUGGUGAAGGAGGUGAAUUUGUCACUAUAAAUGGCCAAAAGUUCUACCGUCAUGAGUUGAUGUCAGCAUUCGGUGGUACUUUGAAUCCAGGUGUUAGUCCAUACCCUGACAACCAAAUUAACCCAGCUCCUGUCGGAUUAUCGGGAUUCGCCUUGACUACCAUAGUCUUGAGUUUGUUCAACGCACAAGCAAUGGGUAUCAAUGUCCCCAACGUCGUGGUGUCAUUAGCUUGUAUGUAUGGAGGAACAGUUCAAUUUAUAGCUGGGCUUUUGGAAUUUGUCACUGGAAAUACAUUUGGUUUUACUGCUUUAACUUCGUAUGGUGCAUUUUGGAUAAGUUAUGCCGCUAUAUUCAUUGAAGCUUUUGGAAUUGAAGAUGCGUACAAGGAUACUGACCAAAUGGAGAAUGCUGUGGGAUUCUUUUUAUUGGGAUGGGCUAUCUUCACAUUUAUUUUAGUAUUGAACACCCUUAAGUCAACCCUUGCUUUCUUUAGUUUGUUUUUCUUCUUGUUGCUCACGUUUUUGCUAUUAGCUGGUGGUGCUUUUACAGGCCAUGUUGGAGUGACUCGUGCUGGAGGUGUUGUUGGAGUGAUCACUGGAUUUAUUGCUUGGUACAAUGCCUUCGCCGGUACUGCAACGAGAGUUAAUUCGUAUAUUGUUGCCCAUCCUAUCCAAUUACCUGUUUACAAGAGAGAUUAA
Lodderomyces margitis is the source of this 783-nucleotide messenger RNA. RefSeq names its product acetate uptake transporter family protein. The transcript has a single exon. The coding region runs from base 1 to 783 and encodes 260 amino acids. The record is from RefSeq and is a predicted model, not a curated record. Gene Ontology annotation, molecular function: acetate transmembrane transporter activity. Lineage: Eukaryota; Fungi; Ascomycota; Pichiomycetes; Serinales; Debaryomycetaceae. Gene Ontology annotation, cellular component: plasma membrane.